GGUUCUGACAUUGAACUUCCCGUAUUAAUAAUUAUAAGGACGAGACUUGUUUUCGAUAGAGGAGAGUCCGUUCCAAUAUACUACCUUAGUUAAUAUACUAGUCAAGGACUAUUUUCUGUCGCCAUUGGAUCAACUGGAAUAUAUUCCAUUACGCUAUACUUCCAACACAACAUCAUGGCCGACGAAACAGCUCUUACCGACUUCCCGUCGCUUUUCUCCCUCAAGGGUAAAGUCGCCGUCGUGACAGGCGGCUCUCGAGGUCUAGGUCUGAACGCAGCUUCAGCUUUCCUCCAAGCCGGCUGCUCCAAAGUAUUCAUCACCUCGCGCAAAGCCAAAGCCUGCGACGCCGCCGUCGCCCAACUCAACGCCCUGCCGAACCUCCAGCCCGGCGCCCGCGCCAUCUCCGUCCCCGCCGACAGCAGCACCCUCGCCGGCGUCGAGUCCCUCGUGGCCCAGGUCUCCACGCACACCGAGCACGUCGACAUCCUGCUCGCGAACGCGGGCGCCACCUGGGGCGAGGCCUUCGACACGCACCCCGCCGCCGCGUUCCAGAAGGUCAUGGACCUCAACGUCAAGGGCGUGUUCCUGUGCAUACAGAAGUUCGCGCCGCUCCUGCAGAAGCGCGCCACCGUCGACGACCCCAGCCGCGUCAUCAUCACCGCGAGCGUCGCGGGCUUGGGCGUCGGCGCGACGGGCCCGCAGGCUACGUUCGGCUAUAGCGCGAGCAAGGCCGCUGUUAUCGCGCUGGGGCGCAAUCUGGCGCUCGAGCUGGGGCCGCGCCAUAUCCUGGUUAAUUCCAUCUGUCCCGGCUGGUUCCCGACUAAGAUGGCGACGGGCUUGUUGUCUAUGACGGGCGGUCUCGAGAAGCACGCCGCGCGCAACCCGAACAGGCGGCUCGGCAGGCCCGAGGAUAUCGCUGGUGUGGUUGUUUAUCUGUCGAGUCGGGCAGGGUCGCAUGUUAACGGCGCGACGAUACAGAUUGAUGGAGGUGCGUUGUGGAAUACGGUCUCCCUCGAUGCCGGGCCAGCGGAGCCUAAGCUAUGAUAUGAUAUGAUAUGUAUGUGUAGUAUCGGUGCUAUAGCCAGCGUAGCAGAUGAUUUUUUUUAUUUUAUUUCCUAUGAUUAAUGAUAUAUUCGAGCCAUUACACAUGUUCUCAUUAUUUAUGUGCCUUUAUCUAGGA
Daldinia vernicosa is the source of this 1180-nucleotide messenger RNA. Its product is annotated as NAD(P)-binding protein. The transcript is spliced from 2 exons. The coding region runs from base 175 to 1044 and encodes 289 amino acids. Gene Ontology annotation, molecular function: oxidoreductase activity. The record is from RefSeq and is a predicted model, not a curated record. NCBI's taxonomy places the organism in Eukaryota, Fungi, Ascomycota, Sordariomycetes, Xylariales, Hypoxylaceae.